Messenger RNA from Plenodomus lingam JN3, 1290 nucleotides. RefSeq lists its product as uncharacterized. NCBI's taxonomy places the organism in Eukaryota, Fungi, Ascomycota, Dothideomycetes, Pleosporales, Leptosphaeriaceae. The record is from RefSeq and is a predicted model, not a curated record.
AUGGACUCCAAAGUUACAUACCUUCUCUCCCUGGGUGCCGUUCGAGACCGAGCCAAGUUGGUCGGGGAAGCUGCUCAGGUUGGGAAGCUCAGCCACUUUGAUGUCCAUGAAGACCGGCUGAAGGAUGCAGCAGAUCUUGUGACUUCUGUCAUCAAGCGCGAUUUCGGACCCAAUUCAUUUCAUACCAUCCCCCCUCAUGGCCGCUGGCAACACUUUGAAGUCGGCAAUGCGCCUCGCAUCACCAAGGAGCUUGAAUCGUGGAAGAAGAGUGGUGCAGAUGAAUUAGAGCUGACUCGCCGUCUGAUUGACCUCUUCUUCGUGUCUGUGCUUCUGGAUGCUGGUGCUGGUGACCAUUGGCAUUAUGCCGAGCCUGGUACUGGCUCAACAUACGAGCGUAGCGAGGGUAUCGCAGUUGCCAGCUUGUACAUGUUCAAGGGUCUUGCAUUUGCUGCGAAGAAGGAUGAAAAGGCACCAAUUGUCGAUGGUAAUGGAUUAGCGCAACUGACAACUCAGGCACUGGCCGAAGGCUUCCAAAUAUCAGAAACCAAUCCAAUCUUGGGACUUGAAUCUCGUGCAAAUCUAUUGAGAAGCUUGGGAACAUCACUGCUCGGCCAACCGGAAAUAUUUGGCAAAGAGGGCCGCCCCGGCAAUGUUGUUGACUACAUGACCAAGUCUUCAAAGGACCCUUCGAAACUAGAUGUACUGCUAUUCUGGGACAUUCUGCAAACCCUUCUUAUCCCAUGCUGGCCCAAGGACCGUACAUCCGUAAACGGCAAACCAAUUGGAGAUGCGUGGCCGCUGAGUACCCUCAAAUCCAUGUCAGCCUCUGCGACCGCCGAUGAGACCGACUUUAUCCAACCCUUUCACAAACUCACGCAGUGGCUAGCCUACUCCCUAAUGGUGCCCUUUCAACGCAUUCUCCACCUCGAGUGGAUUAACACUGAUGCACUUACCGCACUACCCGAGUACCGCAAUGGUGGACUCUUCGUCGACUUGGAAGUACUCACGCUCAAGAAAGAUUCAUUGGACCGAGGUCUGAAAGCCUCUGGUGGCUCUCUACCUAUGUUCAAAGCCGGCGACGAUGUCGUCGUUGAGUGGCGGGCCAUGACACUGGUGUUGGUCGACAAACUUUACGGCAUGGUUCUGGAGAGAAUGGGAGGAGUACCCCUCAGUAUGGCGCAGCUGCUCGAAGCAGGGACAUGGAAGUCUGGGCGGGAGAUGGCGGCGAAGAAAAGGCCGGGCACCAAGUCGAGCCCGAUUAUCAUUGAAAGUGAUGGUACUGUGUUCUAG